CCUCAUUGAAAGCCUGACCAACCCCAACUUCACCAGUCCCGUCCACCUCUUCAUCCUCCUCCACCUUUUAAAACCCUCUUCUACGCCAUUUACCCUCCGCCACGAUUCCUUUAUUUCACUUGACAUAUCGUAUCGCUCGGUAUAGCAAUUCGGCCAAGCAAACGCUCCCAUAAUACAUUCACAGCGCUUAACGCUGACUCUCGACCCAUUUGUAUUCUCGCAACCGGCGAUAGAAUUUGGAACUUUGGUUCUUGACGUCCAACACUAAAACCACCGCUGGUGUCUUAACGGCCAACACACAAACCCUCUUUAUCGGCAAACAUAUUCGUCACCAAUUUUGGCUUAGACAGCUUGCACUGUCUUUGAGUGAUUUAUUCAUUCAUUGAUUGUUGAACAAGGAUCGUUCCCGAGUCCCAUCGGGUGCUUUUGGAACUUGCGACAACAUGAACGUUCUGCUCUCGCCUCAGCCUCCUGUCUUCCCUCAUCAACACGAAAACCCUCGUCUCUCCCCUCAGCGAUCCCUGCCUCCCUUUCACAGUAUGGCCUCUCGAAAGCGGAAAGCUGACGAGGAUGGUGAUGAGACCAUGUCACCCAGGAGUUCUCCUACCAUCUCUGCUCGACCUCUAGCUCGACCAUCGAAGAAAGUUCGAUCCAACGAAGUCAUCGGUCGACCUCUUGCACUUCCACGACUUCUCGAGACUCUUGAUACUUCUCAACUAAGAACCGUCCUUGAGCGCAUAUGCGAAACCCAUCCCGAUAUUGGUCAUGAGGUUGUCUCACAAGCUCCUCGACCUUCAGUUCCGUCCGCCCUGCAAGUUUUGCAAGGUUACGAGGCCAAGUUGAAGGAUGCUAUUCCAUACGGCGAAACUAGCCCGGAAUACACCUACUAUCGAAUUAAAGAGCCGCUGGUUGCUUUGAUUGACGCACUGUCUGACUUCACCCCUCAAUUCCUCCCACCAAAUGAAAACCAGCCUACCAAAUCACUUGAAUUCUUGGACGAGGCCACAAACAUUAUUCAUAGACUUCCCAAUUGGGAGCCGCAGACAUACCGACACCAUAAGGAAACUGCGUAUGAGGAAAUAUCGAAGGCAUGGGCACUCGUUAUCAACGAGGCUGGCAAGAGGGCUGGUGGUUUUAAUUUACAUACUGGAGGAUGGGACCAAAUUUUGUCUCGACACAAUGAACAAUCCGGUGAUCGUCUUGCCUCAGCAAUCAACGCCAUGUCCACGAGUGUUGGAUGGAUAGGCGCCAAUGCAAACCCAGGAGCUGGAGGGCCCUCUGACCCUAAUUCUAUUCUCAACCAGCUCAUGUCUGGUACCUAUGGAGCUCCCGUUAGAGUUGGGCCCUGGUAGGGACAGUUGUGACCUGGAGCUCUCCAAGAUAAUGAUUGCAUAUCGCGGCGCACCGGACGAGUCAUCUUCGCACAUAUUACGACCAAAUCAUUACGACGACUUUCAUUUGGCAGCAUUGGCGGCAUAGACUUGAGGCACCCAUUUCUUUAUUUUACGACAGGGUGGUCGGCGUUUUGCGUGCAUUUUUUAUAUCCCUUUCCUUCACUUAUGAACCAGUAGGGAUUACUGUUAUACGGAUUGGUUGAUUUCCCAAGCAACCCCGACAGCGCAGACAGACUGCGUGUGCCUGUAUGUAGAAAUUUGAUAUAUAUUUCGUUUGUUAUCUUGACAGUCUUGGCAGAAA
Molecule: messenger RNA, 1695 nt
Organism: Fusarium oxysporum Fo47
Lineage: Eukaryota; Fungi; Ascomycota; Sordariomycetes; Hypocreales; Nectriaceae
Product: Cut8 six-helix bundle-domain-containing protein
Exons: 2
Coding region: 444-1352 (302 amino acids)
Biological process (GO): proteasome localization; nuclear protein quality control by the ubiquitin-proteasome system
Cellular component (GO): nucleus
Source: RefSeq, a predicted model, not a curated record